ACCAAACCCUCUCGCGUUGACUAACUUUAAACAAUUAACAUAACUUAAAGCUUAAGAAUGAAAAUCUGAGAAUAAAAUCUUUUCGGCUUUGGGUAAUGGGUAGUUUUUAUUAUUUUUUCUCUUUUUGAGCUGGAAAGAGCCAAAAAGAACCAACAAAAAUGACGGCAGUAGCACCGGCCGCAGCGUCUCAUCUGCUCCACCACAUCCUCCACUACCGCCCACCACCACCAUUAUCUUCAUCUCCAUUUCUCAAAAAACCCCUUUUAAUCUCCUCAGUUUCCCCUUCUAACAAUACACCCAAACGCACUAAUCUCCUCACACACUCGCACCAAUUUCGCUGUCUUCUCUUCUGCCACACUCUUUCUCUCUCUAAAAGCCUUAUUCCACCCAUUAACGCUUCGUUAUCGGUAGAAAACGAAGCAGAACUAGAAGAAGAAGAAGAAGAAGAAGAAGAAGCAGAAGAUGAAGAUGAGUAUGAUGAUGAUGAUGAUAGUGAAGCCCGAGAAGUUAAAAUGAUUGAGGAUUUUGAUGAAGAAGAAGAAAAUGGCGGUGAAAAGGAGAGUGAGAAAAUGGAUAAUGUGGGUCUGCAUUCUUUGCGUGUGAAGACAACUGGGAUGCAGCUGCCGAGCCUUACGGUGAAGGAGAAGAAGGAAUUGGCGUCCUACGCGCAUAGUCUGGGGAAGAAGCUCAAGUCCCAGUUGGUCGGAAAGUCCGGUGUCACUUCUAAUGUCGCAACUUCUUUCGUUGAGACCCUCGAAUCCAAUGAGCUUCUUAAGAUUAAAAUACACAGGACGUGUCCAGGGGAGCUAGAUGAUGUGGUGAAGCAAUUGGAGGAACUGACUGGUUCUGUGGUUGUUGGUAAAAUUGGCAGAACAGUGAUUAUUUACCGGCCCAGCCUCACCAAGUUGAAAGCAGAGGAGAAAAAGCAGCAGUUUCAGAAGAUUUUAAUGAGGAGGAAACAACUCAGAGCAAGACCUGCAUUUCCGUUUCAGACAAAAGGAGCAAGACCGAGAUUGUCUGGUCGUGGUAGACGAGGAAGUAGCAGGGUUUAGGUGCCGUUAAAGUUACAAUGAUACUGUAAUGAGCUGUAAUGAUACCGUUGAAGCCAUCUCCUAGUAUUCUGUUCUAGAGAGAGAGAGAGAGAACCUCCCCUAAGUGACUCGUGAAUGUUGGCUUUGGUUACACAAUCAAACUCUAAAGAUUAGUUGACAUAUAGGGGGAAGUUCUUUUCUGGUAUUGUUUUGUUUCUUCACAUGGCAAUGAUAAAUUCUGCAUAUGCUGUUUCUCUUACUAUCGUCUCGGUAAGACCAGAAACAAAACUUGUCAAUUUCUAGAGUUUGUCCACGUUUUACUCACCUUUUGCCUUUUUUUUUUUCAAAGGCAUUCUUUCACCUUCAU
Messenger RNA from Morus notabilis, 1398 nucleotides. RefSeq names its product guanine nucleotide-binding protein-like 3 homolog. NCBI's taxonomy places the organism in Eukaryota, Viridiplantae, Streptophyta, Magnoliopsida, Rosales, Moraceae. Gene Ontology annotation, cellular component: chloroplast. Gene Ontology annotation, molecular function: RNA binding. The coding region runs from base 159 to 1052 and encodes 297 amino acids. The record is from RefSeq and is a predicted model, not a curated record. The transcript is spliced from 4 exons.